Closterium sp. NIES-67 is the source of this 6228-nucleotide messenger RNA. The record is from the annotation of a GenBank genome assembly. Lineage: Eukaryota; Viridiplantae; Streptophyta; Zygnematophyceae; Desmidiales; Closteriaceae.
CCCAUCCCAACCUCCAACAACUACCACUCUUUUCCCGAAUUUCUCUCAACCAAGAGUUAUCCCGAGCGCGCUUGCGGUUGUGGUGCUUGGUUAGGUGGUGUAAGAGAAGAAUCUUCUCUCUUCCAUUGCUGUCACAGUUCGUGUGGCGGCGGUGGUAGCAGAGAAAGUUUUCUUUCUACUGCCGCCAUUUCUCUGGCUGGAGAAUGGCCGCAGUAGCACAACCUGUUACACCUAUCCUCGUUCCUUCUACCGUUACACAUCCGAGCCAGCAGCAUAUCUCCCUGCCACUCCGUCCGCUUCAAUGCGCUCAGUCCUUUUCAUCCCCGUCAUCAGCGGACCGCGGAAACCGCGUUAUUGACGUCGCAGCCGCGGCGGGAUUCGCCGUACCAAACGCCUUCAGACUCCCCGCAGAGCAAUCCGCGUCUCCUAGUAUCUUCUCCCUUCUCGGAUCCCCAAAGGAAGCACCGCAGCCAGAAAAACCAAUCCACGCUCCGGUUUCCGAGUCUUCCAACAUAACCACCUCCCAUACAGUCACGUUCCAAUCAGUCACCCCGCAUACAGUCAGCUCCAUUGCACUCCCUAUAGAAGGCGUUCCAUCGGACCUCUUCCUCUCACAAGCCGCCGCGAAUCCCGGAAGCAUCGCGAACAAUGGAUGCCUGUUCGACGGGGCGCUCAUGUGGGACGUCGUCGCCAGCCGAAUCGAAUCGCCGGCUUUACCCUCGCCCUUAUACACCUCAUGCGCUUACCCCUCACCCGCUUACCCCUCACCGACCACCUACCCCUCUCCCUCCGCCUGCCCCUCUCCCUUUCCCGCCCACUGGUCGCCAAUGGGUUUGUCGCCAGCCGCCGCUUUCGCACAGUCGCUCCACGCACAGUCGCUCAACGUCGCAUGCUACUACGGCGACGGUUCCCCCUUCUCCCUCCCCACGGGAAUGGAUUUCGCGUCGUCCGUUCAUCCGGCUUAUCCUUUCGACCAUGGUUAUCUGGACGCUGAGCCCGCCCCCCCCGUCGCCGCCGCCGCCGCCAGCGUCGCAGCGCUCCCGCCACCGCGGGAUGACGACGUGGAUGUGUUCACUGCGGUGGUCGCAGAGUUUCGGGAAGCGGCGCCACGGAAGCGCGAACACGGAGAGGAGAAGACCCGCCAAUUGCCGCUCGUCAACCCGUUGUGCAACCCGGCGCAAGCGGCGGAAGGAGGAGCGGAAAGCGGUCUCGGCUCGGCAGUGGGGCGUCUAGAAGGAUUGCUUACCCUGCCCCGAGGAGGGAAUGGUCAGCAUGAUGAAAAAGGCGUCUCUUCCUUCGUCCAAGGACGGCUGAGUGGCCAAGUUACAGCAGGUACAUCCAACCUGGCAGUGGGAGUGGGAGUGGGAGAAGGAGGAACGGGAGUGGGAGCGCGCAUGGUCCCAUGGCGAUUCACCACCGCCAUUGGAAAGCGAGGGAGGAACGCUUGGGGAACUCCCUUCAGAGGCGAUGCUAUCGCUUCUGGUGCCGACGACUGCAGUGGCUUCGGAACCCCCACCAGGAGCCCACUGAGCAAGAGGGAGCGGCGGCGCACAGGUGGUGACGGCCGCAGUUGCUUGGGGGGCAGUCCAGUGGCGAAUGCGGGUGUCGCUCACAGCGAGGAUGCGCAAGCGGCGGGGGGAGUAAGUGUGGGACCAUACCGACCAGAUGGAAACUCCCCGGACGCUGUAUGUCAAGCGUUGGAGGCCCGGAGCCAGGGAGGAGAGACAACGCGAGCGGCAGCGCAACCUGCAUUGGACGAGCAAGAGCACACACCUCGAGGUUUUGCGAGGAGGGCUGAAGAGCAACAGCAAACUCCAUGCGAGAACGACUCCUCUUUCCUCGCACACCUGCUCCUCCCGCCACUGCUCACUCUCCCGGCGUCCCCAGUCCCCGUUCCCAACCCCGCUACCACCCUCUGGAACGCCCAUCCACGCGUUUCAACAAUGGGAGACCCCUUAGACGUGCUCCUUAGGGAACUACAGCCCAUGGGCGUGUGGCCCACACGCGCGGUGCCGGCUGGAGUUGCUGCUACAGCCAAGGAGCCGCUACAGAGUGAGACGGAGGCUGAGGCUGAUGGGUUGUGGUCGCAGGUGGACUAUUACUAUGACGCCUCGAGCGGGGACCUCCGGGCUUACAUGCAGCGUUGCGAUGCCCCCUUCACCCAAUAUGGUGCGGUGGCGUUUGAGUCGCUUCAGCAGGCUCCACCUUUCAGCGGCGCGGUGGCGUCUGAGCGCUGUGGUCGGACUCUCGCCUGCCAGUAUGCGAAAGAGAGCAGGGAAGCGGACGCGGUGGAAUGUGGGGCACCAGAUAGAUGCGUGCUGCCGGGAAGAGGUGGUGACAGGGAGGAGAUUGGGGAAGAGGAAGAAGAGGAGGAGGGGGGAUAUGCGCUGGAGUGGGAGGAAAGGGGCAGGGAGGAAGGAGCAGGCUGGGGAGGUGUUGAGGGAAACGGGGAGGCGGGGAGAGAGCGUGUGGAAGGAGGAAUAAUGGCGCGUGAGAGAGGAGAGGGAUUGCAAGAAGAGGUGACCCGGGUCACGCCGUCUCAUGAUGCGCAAGGCUCCACCGCCCUAGCUUCUUCUGCUCCUGAUGCUGCUGCUGCUUCUGCUGCUGCUGCUCACACUGCCAGUCCAGGGGGAGCCAGGCUUGCAAGUGCAGGAGUCAGCGGGUUGAUCCAGGUGCAGACGCCGGUGGUGCCGACGUCCUUCGUGUUCGUGAUGCAGGAUAUGGACGUCAAGUUCACAGACGCUGUUACAGGCGCGGCGAGAGUGGUUACGCCUGCGGGCCAUGUGGUAACCACCACGUGUCAGGGAUGCUCGGUUCUCGACCGCCUGCUGCACACCAACGGUCUGUACGACACGCGUCUGGAGGUGCACAUGGGGCCAGGCAGCGAUGCCGACACGCACGCUGUGCUGCUCACGCGCUUCAGCUCGCACGUGCCACACCCACCACCACCGCAGCCACACCCACAGGGACAGCCACCAAGCUUGGUGUCCGUUUCUGGUGCUGGUGGUGCUGGUGCUGGUGCUGGUGGUGCAGAUGGUGGUGUUGUUGUUAGAGGUCUGAUUGCCACUGGCGGCGCUGGUGCCGUUCCCUUGAGCGAUGCAAAGGCGGAGGAGAACCCGACAGCAUCGGCCACAGUCGGUGGUGCCUCUGCAGUAACCGGCUCCGGAAACAACAUAGCGGCAGCAGCAGCACUAGAGGCGGAGGGAGGGACGAGGAGAGGGGCCGAGAGGAACGGCAGCAGCAGCAUGAGCAACGCCGUGUGGAGUGCCACCGGCUGCCACCCCCAGUCCCUGGGCUGUGCUGUGCGCCGCAGCAGCAAGUGCAACAGCAGCAGCGGCACGGGGGGAGCAGGCUUACGGGCAGAAGGGAUGAUAAACCCGUGCCAGGAGUGGACAGGGAGUGCGGUUGAGGAGGUGGAGGAGGAGGAGGAAGAGGAUAAGGGGGAGGAAGAGGAGGAAAGGGGGGAGGAAGAGGAGGAAGGCGAGGGCGGAGAAGGGGAGGAGGAGGGAGACGAGGAUGGGGAGGAGGAGGAGGAGGAGGGGAUGGGGGCUGCUAUGGAGGAGGGGAGUAUGGUAGAGCGUCCUAGGGGUGGUUCAGACGCAUCAGUGAAUAUGAAAGGAGGGGGGGGUGGAAAUGGGAGUGGCGUGGAGAGGGGCAGCAUCGGCAGCAGCACCAUUUGCUUCGAGCAGCAGCGACUUGACCUACCCGACGACUCCCCGGCCUUCAUCGCGCAUCUGCUGCAGCACUACGACGCCCUGCGCCACGCCGACGGCUUCGUCCUGUGCCACCACUCGUUCAGCCCGUCCCUGCACCUCGCGCACUUGCACCCCUUCUUCUCCGACUGCCCCGCCCCCCCGGACCCCUCGGAUUGCCCUGCUCCUUCUGCUCCCUCUGGCUUUUCUGGCCCUGCAGCUGCUGGUGGUACGGGAGAGAGGGGUGCUGCUGGUAGGGAAUGGGGAGUUGCGUUGCUGAGCGGUGAUACGGCGUGCAAGUUUGAGGACGAGGGGGAAAAGGCGGGGAAUCGAGACGGGUUGGAGAACGAAGAGGAUAGAUCGGAUGGGGGGGAGUUGCAGCAUGGAGCGGCAGCAACAGCAGGGGAGUCCCCCCAAUUGACAGGAGGGGCAGAAAUGCCAGAAAGACGAGGGGGAAGAGAGGAAGGAGUGACACUGACGUAUGAUCUGAGGUCUUGGCAGGCGCAAUAUCCCAUGGGCGUGGAUGAGGAGUUGGGAGCAGAGUGGCAGGGGUACCAGGCGGCCAUAUGUGACGAUGUCCUGGACAUUGAUUCCUUCAUCGGCCUACACCCGCAGCAGCAGCAGCUGCAGCAGCAGCAGCAGUAUCAGCAGCAGUAUCAGCAGCAGCAGCAGCAGGAGGAGACUUAUCAGCAGCAGCAGCAGGCACCACUGCUGGCCGACCCUUCUGGGUACCACAUGACGUCAUACCCCUCUCACCAGUCUCACCUCACCGAUCUCUCUCGUCCCCCAUCGUCUCUACUCACACCUCCUCCCAUGCCUCGAUGGGGUUCAAGUGCUGCCAUGCGGACACUAGCACCAGGAAAAGCACACACUGAAGCAGCAGCAGUAGCAGCAGCAGCAGCAGCAACGGUGCAUGUGGGCCCACACUUCAGGGCACAAGCGGCUACAACAACACACUCUGCUGCACAGGCAGCACCACACACCGCACCCCUGCUAUAUGUAGCACCAUUCAAUGCAGCACAAACGAGCGCACAGGGGCGCAACGGAGCAUCCGUGGUAACACAAUUCGUCGUAACACAACCCGUUGUAACACAAUCCCUUGUGUCUCCCAGCAUAAAUGGGGGGGAUGUACAAACUAAGUCUGCAGGAAAAGGAAAGGCAGCGGGGCAGGGGCGCGGAAGAGCAAAGGGAUCCUUCCAUCCGGCAACAGAUGCAAGUACCUCUGGCGCCCAUCCUGCUGCUUCUGCUUCUGCUGCUGCUCCUGUUUCUGCCGUACCUCUUCCUGUCGCUGCUGCGCACGGUGCUGCCGCUGCUGCUGUGUCUGGUGGUGUGGGCACCGUUACUCGUGGAAAGAAAAGCCGACAGCGUGCGGGUGGUGCCGCUGCUGCUGCUGCUGCCGCUGCUGCUGCUGCUCCUGCUGCUGCUGCUCCUGGAUCUGUUGGCGGUGCUGCUGCAAUGAAAGAAGGCGUCUUGCACCACCAUUCAAGGUCCCAUUUUUGCAAGGAGGAAGGGAGUGGAACGUUCACCAUGGGGAGGGGUGCACUCCCAACGGUUGUGCCUCUCACCACUCCACCUCCUCCACCUCCUCGUUCCUCUGUGUCUGCUCCUGCCGUCUCAGCUACAGCAGCUUCCGCCUUCCCAGCUUCUCCUGCUGCCUCUGGUGCUGUAGUCACUGCUUUUGGUACCACUGCUACUGCUACUGCUGCCCCUGCUGCUGCUGCUUCUGCUGCUGCCGCUGCUGCUGCUACUGGUGCACGCGGCUCUGCUGCUGGUGCCGGUGGCGUGACAAGGAGUAACGCAGCUGCUCAGAGGGAGAAGUCGGGCCGCAUUCAGCUGCCUGACCUAGCGAAACAUUUCCACCUGCCCAUUAACGAGGCUGCCCGGGAGCUGGGCAUCUGCCCGACUGUUUUGAAGAAGAUCUGCCGGCGCCAUGGCAUGCGGAGGUGGCCGCAUCGCAAGAUCCGCAGCAUAGAGCGCAUCAUAGCAACGCUAGAGGAAACCAUCGCGGGAGGAGCACCAGCGGACGAGAGCAUCAUCCGGGAAAUCAAAUCCCUCAAGGCGGAGAAGAAGAGGCUCUGCGACGGCCACCUGGGGGACCUAUGAUCUGCCCUUAUACACUAUGAUGCCACGUCAUGCCAGCAUACUGGUACUACCAUUCGAUGGUAUCAGCCGCAGUCUAUUUGGGUUUGCUUCCAGCGGUUUUUAACGUGAAGCUGGUGGUGUGCGGCGGUUCGUCUGCAUGUGGAUUGUGCCUUCCUGGAUUCAUGGAUGGCGGGAUGUGGCUUCUCUAGAGGGUUGGUGAUAAGGCAAGCCAUGGCCCUACAGCAUAGAGCACUCUUCCCUGCUCACCUUCCCUCUCCCAUCUCUUCAAGCAUCUCUUUCCUCCUCCACCAACCCCCCGUUCUCUGUAUACUUUCGUUCUUUAAUGCAGCAGCUAAAUUACUCUAGGUAGGAACUAACACCCUCCUGUGGUGUAAGAAAGAGCUCAAACUCAAAUGUUGCACGCACUCUCAUUAUUUGUAGUGUUCAAUUGAUC